GUAGUUGUUGGAAAUAAGGGACUUUUUAUGAAUAAGCUUAUAGUCAGUUGUGCCUAGAAAUCAUGAAGGAUCAAACUGUAAAAGAAAGCGAGAAGAAUAAUAAAAAUAAAAAUGAAGAAGGAAGUGAAAAAGAUCUAUCUGAAGAAGAUAAGCAGUUACAGGAAGAACUAGAAAUGCUUGUACAAAGAUUACGUGAAGAUGAUACUAAGUUGUACCUUCCUGCUCUCGAAAGUCUUCGAAAUCUAAUUCGAGCUUCUACUACAUCUAUGACUUCUGUUCCAAAACCACUCAAAUUUCUUAGACCUCACUUUGGAACUUUGAAAGAAAUUUAUGAAAAAAUGUCAAGUGAGGAAAUUAAGAGAUUUUGUGCUGAUAUUGUGUCAAUUCUGGCAAUGACUGUAAGUGAAGAACGGGAAUGCCUGAAGUAUCGUCUUCUUGGUUCACGUGAGCCUAUUGGUUCCUGGGGUCAUGAAUAUGUUAGACACUUAGCAGGAGAAAUUGCACAAGAGUGGGGAGAACUGACUGAAAAAAGUACUGAAAAGGAACACUUAGAGAAACUUGCAAAAGAAAUAGUACCAUAUCAUAUGUCACAUAAUGCAGAAGCUGAAGCAUGUGAUUUACUAAUGGAGAUUGAACAGCUUGAUGUGCUUGAAAAUUAUGUUGAUGAAGAUGUUUACCCUCGUGUCUGUCUGUACUUGACCAGCUGUGUUCCCUAUGUUCCUGAACCUGAAAACACUUAUCUUCUAAAGACUGCUCUAUCCCUUUUCCGGAAGUACAAUCGUUAUCCUGAGGCUUUAAGACUGGCUAUGCAGUUAAAUGAUUUAAAGCUUGUGGAGGAAAUCUUUACUUCUUGUAAAGACAACUCAAUCCAGAAACAGAUGGCUUUCAUGUUAGGAAGGCAGCAGAUUUUCCUGGAGCUGAAUGAAGAUUUAGAUGAUUAUGAUGAUCUUGUUGAGACUAUGUCUAAUUCACAUUUAAACAACCAUUUUUUGGCUUUAGCCAGAGAGUUAGACAUUAUGGAGCCCAAAACUCCUGAAGAUAUCUACAAGUCUCAUUUAGACAAUACAAGGCCAACCUUUGGACAAGGAGGCAAUGUUGACUCAGCCAGACAGAACUUAGCAUCUAGUUUUGUUAAUGGACUGGUUAAUGCUGCCUUUGGCCAGGAUAAGCUACUUGUAGAAGAUGGAAAUAAAUGGUUGUAUAAAAACAAAGAACAUGGCAUGCUGAGUGCUACAGCUUCCCUCGGGCUUAUAUUAUUAUGGGAUGUGGAUGGAGGUUUAACACAGAUAGAUAAAUAUCUCUAUUCUUCUGAUGAACAUAUCAAGGCAGGAGCCCUCCUAGCUUGUGGCAUUGUCAGUUGUGGUGUGAGGAAUGAGUGUGAUCCAGCCUUGGCACUUUUGUGUGAUUACGUCCUGCAUAACAGCAUGAAUAUGAGAGUGGGCUCCAUUAUUGGCUUAGGAUUAGCUUAUGCUGGUUCUAAUAGAGAGGACGUACUAGGGUUGCUGUUGCCUGUAUUGAGUGAUUCUAAGUCAACAGUGGAGGUAGUUGGAAUGGCUGCUCUAGCAUGUGGACUGAUUGCUGUGGGAUCAUGUAAUGGGGAUGUCACAUCAUCAAUCCUCCAGACCCUCAUGGAGAAAUCAGAAAGUGAUUUAAAGGAGCCCUAUGCCAAGUUUCUGCCUUUAGGGCUAGGACUAUGUUAUCUAGGUAAACAAGAAGGUGCAAGUGCUGUUAUUGCUGCCUUGGAAGUAGUACCUGAUCCUUUCAAAAGUAUGGCCAUGACACUUGUGGACAUUUGUUCCUAUGCAGGAACUGGUAAUGUCUUGAAAGUGCAACACUUACUACAUGUUUGCAGUGAGCAUUAUGAACAUUCUGAAAAGGAAGAGAAAAAGGAUGAAAAAAAAGACAAAGAUGAUAAGACAGAGGAGAAAAGCUCCUCUUCAGAUCUGUCUUCUCAGCAGGCUGUGGCUGUGCUUGGAAUUGCUCUUAUUGCUAUGGGUGAGGAAAUUGGAACUGAAAUGGCAUUUCGAACUUUUGGUCAUCUUCUUCGAUACGGAGAGCCUGUAAUAAAGCGAGUUGUACCUUUGGCCCUGGCUCUGAUAUCAGUGUCCAAUCCUAAGCUAAACAUUUUAGAAACUCUCAGCAAGUUUUCUCAUGAUAGCGAUGCUGAAGUUACCCACAAUGCUAUUUUUGCUAUGGGAAUGGUUGGAGCUGGAACAAAUAACGCUCGACUCGCAACAAUGCUUCGUCAGCUAGCGCAGUAUCAUGCUAAAGACCCCAACAACCUUUUCAUGGUUCGUUUAGCUCAGGGUUUGGUUCACAUGGGAAAGGGAACCCUGACUCUCUGUCCAUAUCACAGUGAUAGACAGCUCUUAAGCCCAGUAGCUGUGGCAGGACUGCUGGCAACACUUGUUGCAUUUCUGGACGUGAAAAACACUGUUCUGGGGAAAUCUCAUUAUGUACUUUACAACUUGGUUGCUGCUAUGCAGCCUCGAAUGCUGGUUACUUUUGAUGAAGAUCUUAACCCUUUGCCUGUUUCUGUCAGAGUUGGUCAGGCUGUAGAUGUAGUGGGGCAGGCUGGAAAGCCAAAAACUAUUACUGGCUUUCAAACUCAUACCACACCUGUUCUUUUGGCUUUUGGAGAACGAGGAGAAUUAGCCACGGAAGAAUAUAUUCCUCUUACACCUGUGCUGGAAGGAUUUGUCAUUCUUAGGAAGAAUCCAAACUAUUCUGUGUAACUUAUUCAUACAAGUGUUAUUAGUCAUAAGAUUAUUUCCGUCAAGUGAUGUCUCAUACCUGCAUAGAAAGAGUUGCUUUUCAGAUGUAUGUUGCAGUUUGCCUUCACACAUGUGUACAAGAUGCGAAAUUUGUAAUGAAUAAACUAAGGAUUCUUUUUUUUUAUGUUUCAGAUUUGGUUGUUAUCAAUGUUGUAACUUAAUAAUUAAGUUCAUUAAUAUUUGUAACCUUAAAAUCUUAAUUGCAACAGUUAGUGGCUCAAUCAUGGUAAAUUUAGUUUUUGAAAGGAGGAGAGGGUCAUUUUUUAACAUGUCAACACUGUUUUUGUUAUCUGUUCCAACAAACCUAUUUUGCUCCAUCUGUAGAGUUCAUCUUUGUACCAAUCAAAAAUAAAAACAAAUUCCGGGCCAAAAUAA
Messenger RNA from Limulus polyphemus (Atlantic horseshoe crab), 3149 nucleotides. It is a transcript of the gene Rpn1, whose product is annotated as 26S proteasome non-ATPase regulatory subunit 2. The record is from RefSeq and is a predicted model, not a curated record. The transcript is spliced from 22 exons. Gene Ontology annotation, molecular function: enzyme regulator activity. Gene Ontology annotation, cellular component: proteasome storage granule; nucleus; proteasome complex. Lineage: Eukaryota; Metazoa; Arthropoda; Merostomata; Xiphosura; Limulidae. Gene Ontology annotation, biological process: regulation of protein catabolic process; proteasome-mediated ubiquitin-dependent protein catabolic process. The coding region runs from base 63 to 2735 and encodes 890 amino acids.